AUGGCCGCCCCGGUCGAGGAAACCGACUACGACUAUGAGUCCUUACCGCCCAACUUCUCGCUCGCCGCGAACAUGCUGGCGGGCGCAUUUGCCGGAAUCGCCGAACACUCGGUGAUGUAUCCUGUGGACCUCCUCAAGACACGGAUGCAGAUCAUCAAUCCCUCUCCAACCGCUCUAUACUCCGGUUUGUCGAACGCGAUGGUCACCAUAACACGCGUAGAAGGAUUCAGAACACUUUGGAAAGGGCUUUCAAGCGUGGUAUUGGGCGCUGGUCCGGCGCACGCUGUUUACUUUGCUACAUAUGAGGCGGUCAAACACGCAGCAGGGGGGAACCGGGGAGGGAAGGAAGAGCAUCAUCCGUUUGCAGCCGCCCUCAGUGGUGCCUCGGCAACCAUCGCUAGCGACGCGUUGAUGAACCCGUUCGACGUUGUUAAGCAACGGAUGCAGCUACAUGGAUCCGUCUACAAGACCAUCGGUCAAUGCGCGAGAGAUGUCUUCCGAAGAGAAGGCUUCACCGCAUUCUAUGUGUCAUACCCAACAACGCUAUGCAUGACUGUACCCUUUACCGCAACACAAUUCGUCGCAUACGAGUCUCUCUCAAAAGCCAUAAACCCGACAGGGAAAUACGACCCCUAUACACAUUGUACGGCGGGAGCGUUAGCCGGAGGGGUUGCUGCUGGUAUCACUACACCGCUUGAUGUGAUCAAGACUCUGCUCCAAACCAGAGGGACUGCGACAGACCCGGAGCUUCGAAACGCUAGGGGCUUGUGGGAAGCUGCGAGGAUUAUCAGACGCCGGGACGGCUACGGAGGCUUUUUCCGUGGCUUGAAGCCAAGGAUAAUAACGACGAUGCCCAGUACCGCCAUCUGCUGGUCUGCAUACGAAAUGGCCAAGGCAUUCUUCAUUGCCCGGAACGAGGCGUAA
Molecule: messenger RNA, 924 nt
Organism: Coniosporium apollinis CBS 100218
Lineage: Eukaryota; Fungi; Ascomycota; Dothideomycetes
Product: MC family mitochondrial carrier protein
Exons: 8
Coding region: 1-924 (307 amino acids)
Biological process (GO): iron import into the mitochondrion
Cellular component (GO): mitochondrial membrane
Molecular function (GO): ferrous iron transmembrane transporter activity
Source: RefSeq, a predicted model, not a curated record